UUUUCUUCCUGGAUGUUUCUUCAGUGGUCUUGUGAUGGAAGGGAAGUAUUUUUGAAGUUAUAAUGGAUUUUACACAACAUUGUAACAAAAAGUGGCCUAAUAGCCGCAUUUCUGUUUGAAGAGAAUAAACGUAAUUACAAAUAAUCAUGACAACUUCUCAUAUGAAUGGACAUAUCACAGAAGAUUCUGACAGUGAAGCAAAAAAUGUGGAUCUUGCAUCUCCUGAGGAACCUCAGAAGCACAGAGAAAUGGCUGUUGAUUGCCCUGGGGAUUUGGGCUCCAGGAUGAUGCCAAUGCGGCGGAGUGCUCAACUUGAGCGAAUUCGUCAGCAGCAGGAGGACAUAAGGCGCAGACGGGAAGAAGAGGGAAAGAAACAAGAAUUGGACCUUACUGCUUCCAUGAGGCUAAAGAAACUAGCACAAAUUCCUCCUAAAACUGGAAUAGAUAAUCCAAUAUUUGACACAGAAGAAGGAAUUGUUUUGGAGAGUCCUCAUUAUACGGUGAAGACACUAGAAGUGGAAGAACUGUUAACUUCUCUUAAGCAUAUCCAGCACGUUUUGGUAGACCCUCAGAGCCAAGAGGAUAUCUCUCUCAUUUUACAGCUUGUUCAAAAUACCGAUUUUCAGAAUGCAUUUAAGAUACACAAUGCUGUUACAGUGCACAUGAACAAAGCCAGCCCUCCAUAUCCUCUCAUCUCCAAUGCACAAGAACUAGCGCAAGAGGUACAGAGUGUUUUGAAACCCAGUCACCACAAGGAUGGGCAGGAGCUUAAUGCUUUGCUGAAUGCCCCUCACAUGCAGGCACUCUUACUGGCUCAUGAUAAGGUUGCGGAACAAGAAAUGCAACCAGAGCCUGUGACAGAUGAAAAAAUUUAUGAGAAUGUUGGUGUGUAUGGAGGGGAGACAGUUAAAAUAGUUCGCAUUGAGAAAGCUCGGGAUAUUCCAUUGGGUGCUACUGUUCGCAAUGAAAUGGAUUCUGUUAUCAUUAGUCGAAUAGUGAAAGGAGGUGCCGCAGAGAAGAGUGGGCUGUUACAUGAAGGGGACGAAGUUCUGGAGAUUAAUGGCAUUGAGAUUCGUGGAAAAGAUGUUAAUGAAGUUUUUGACUUGCUGGCUGACAUGCAUGGUACUCUGACCUUUGUAUUGAUUCCCAGUCAGCAGAGCAAGCCACCUCCUGCGAAGGAGACAGUUAUACAUGUGAAAGCACAUUUUGACUAUGAUCCGUCUGAUGACCCUUACGUCCCCUGCCGAGAGUUGGGCCUCUCUUUUCAAAAAGGAGAUAUACUCCAUGUCAUCAGCCAAGAAGAUCCAAACUGGUGGCAGGCGUACAGAGAUGGAGAUGAAGAUAACCAGCCAUUGGCAGGCCUUAUCCCUGGAAAAAGUUUUCAGCAACAAAGAGAAGCAAUGAAGCAAACCAUAGAAGAAGACAAGGAGCCAGAAAAAUCAGGAAAACUCUGGUGUGCGAAGAAAAACAAAAAGAAACGGAAAAAGGUUUUAUACAAUGCAAAUAAAAAUGAUGAUUAUGACAAUGAGGAAAUUUUGACCUAUGAGGAAAUGUCACUGUAUCAUCAACCAGCAAAUAGGAAACGGCCUAUUGUUCUGAUAGGCCCACAGAACUGUGGCCAAAAUGAAUUGCGGCAGCGACUUAUGAAUAACGAAGUGGAUCGCUUUGCCUCUGCAGUUCCGCAUACUACUCGGAGCAGGCGAGAAACUGAAGUAGCUGGCAGGGAUUACCAUUUCAUUUCCCGACAGGCAUUUGAGAGUGACAUAGCUGCAGGGAAGUUCAUUGAAUAUGGGGAGUUUGAGAAGAACCUCUACGGUACUAGCAUAGACUCCGUACGGCAAGUAAUCAACUCUGGCAAGAUAUGCCUUUUAAAUCUUCAUACCCAGUCACUGAAGACACUACGUAAUUCUGACUUGAAGCCAUACAUUAUAUUUGUUGCACCACCUUCACAAGAGAGAUUACGUGCUUUAUUGGCCAAAGAAGGGAAAAACCCAAAGCCAGAAGAACUGAGAGAAAUCAUAGAGAAGACAAGGGAGAUGGAGCAGAACAAUGGCCACUACUUUGAUACAGCAAUUGUGAAUUCUGAUCUUGAUAAGGCCUAUCAAGAGUUACUUCGGUUGAUAAACAAACUUGACACAGAACCCCAGUGGGUGCCCUCUACCUGGCUACGAUGAGAGAGUAAUUCCAAGGGACAAAUGGACUUCAAUCUAGUAAUCUUUCCAAGGAGAUCGUGUGUAGGUCUGCCUGAUUCUUAGUAUAAAUGUGUGUGAGCUCUAGACCUCAGUGGCCGUGUCCUUUGCCAGUGAAAUUGCGUAUUAUUGAAAAAAUACGCUAAUCAGCUUGUGAGCCAAUUGAACUGAUCUAAAGAUUGUCCAAGUUUUCUUUCUCUGUGGUCUAGAAAUGGAGACCUUGUCAGUACUAAAUUCUAAAGCUUUAGAUAGAUUUUUCUAGCAACUACUUUUAUACAUAAAUCCACCUUUUUUUACCUAGAAUCACCCUUAUGAAAUCAAAGGUUUUAAGUAUACGUGUGUGUGUGUGUAUAUACAGUUCAUGCUGUCACAUAGUUAUAAAUAUGAAUGUUAUUUAACACUUAACUUAAUGACUUUGUGGGA
Phaethon lepturus (White-tailed tropicbird) is the source of this 2612-nucleotide messenger RNA. It is a transcript of the gene PALS1, whose product is annotated as membrane protein, palmitoylated 5 (MAGUK p55 subfamily member 5). NCBI's taxonomy places the organism in Eukaryota, Metazoa, Chordata, Aves, Phaethontiformes, Phaethontidae. Bases 147 to 2174 code for a protein of 675 amino acids. Gene Ontology annotation, cellular component: adherens junction; plasma membrane. Gene Ontology annotation, biological process: generation of neurons; establishment or maintenance of polarity of embryonic epithelium; protein localization to plasma membrane. The record is from RefSeq and is a predicted model, not a curated record. The transcript has 13 exons. Gene Ontology annotation, molecular function: protein binding.